AUGGCGCAAAAGACCAUUGUUGUCAUCGGCGCCGGUGUGGCAGGCUUGACCACAGCAAUGCUAUUAUCGAGAACGAGAAAGUACCGAGUAAUCAUAGCAGCGAAGCACAUGCCUGGCGACUACGCUAUCGAAUAUGCAAGUCCGUGGGCUGGUGCAAAUUACAUGCCCGUAUCAAUUCGUGACACCGAUGCUGCGCAGUACGAUCGAGACACCUGGUUACCGUUGGAGGAUCUUGCUCGCCAUCAUCCCGAGGCCGGUGUCCAUUUCCAGGAGUGCCAGAUCUUCAAUCGCGCAGCUGAUGCACAGUCCACGACAGCAGCUUGGUUCUCCGAGCUGCUAUCGACAAAUCCUUGGUUCAAGGACGUGGUGUCUGACUUCAAAGUGCUCCCCAGGAGCGAUCUUGCAGCAGGCAUCGACUCGGCGACAUCUUUCACGUCUUUUUGCAUAAACACAGCCAUCUAUCUUCCGUGGCUGCUGUCACAAUGCCUGCGCAAUGGUGUGAAGGUUCAAAGAGGCACAUUUUCGCACAUCAGCGAUGCUGUCUCGGUCGAUCCAAGCCACCCAGCCGAUCUCAUCGUGAAUUGCACAGGACUUGGGGCCUCGACUCUUGGUGGUGUCCAAGACACCUCGGUGGUAGCUGCACGCGGACAAAUCACACUUGUUAGGAACGACCCUGGUGGACGCAUGAUGAACUUUUCUGGCACUGAAGACGGACCAGACGAGGCAUGCUAUAUCAUGGCCCGCGCAGCAGGAGGAGGCACAAUUCUCGGUGGAUCGUAUCAGAAAGGCAACACUGAUAGCGGUAUCGAUCUGAACCAGGCCACUCGGAUCAUGCAACGCGCAGUCAAAGCGUGCCCGGCACUGACAGGUGGAAAGGGCAUCGAGGCCCUCGACAUCAUUCGUCACGGGGUCGGUCUGAGGCCAGUCCGUGAAGAUGGCACAAGGGUAGCUAAAGAGAAGAUCGGUGGUGUCUGGGUCGUGCAUAACUAUGGUGCGGGUGGUGCAGGUUACCAGUCUUCAUAUGGCUGCGCGCAAGCUGCGUUGGAUCUGGUCGAAGAAGCACUCGGUGGAAGGAACAAGGCAAAGUUGUGA
Messenger RNA from Cyphellophora attinorum, 1092 nucleotides. RefSeq names its product D-amino-acid oxidase. The transcript is spliced from 3 exons. Gene Ontology annotation, molecular function: D-amino-acid oxidase activity; FAD binding. Lineage: Eukaryota; Fungi; Ascomycota; Eurotiomycetes; Chaetothyriales; Cyphellophoraceae. Bases 1 to 1092 code for a protein of 363 amino acids. The record is from RefSeq and is a predicted model, not a curated record.